AGGCACAUGGGGAAUGCAGAAGCUGAAGCCCUGCUCCUGGAGGAAGUGACAUGCCGUGCUGGAGGCAUCUGCAGCCUGGCUGUUGCCGCGUGAAGGGACUGCGAGCACAAAGCAUCCUCCUCUGCAGCUGCUGCCCAGUGUGCCAGCUGGACCCUCUGGAUCAUCUCCCACUCCCUGUCAUGGGCCCUUGCCAUGGUGCCCUGCAGCCCCUGUCUCUCCUGGUGCAGGCGGCCAUGCUGGCCGUGGCUCUGGCCCAAGGCACCCUGCCUCCCUUCCUGCCCUGUGAGCUCCAGCCCCACGGCCUGGUGAACUGCAACUGGCUGUUCCUGAAGUCCGUGCCCCACUUCUCGGCAGCAGCGCCCCGGGACAAUGUCACCAGCCUUUCCUUGCUCUCCAACCGCAUCCACCACCUCCACGACUCCGACUUUGCCCAACUGUCCAACCUGCAGAAACUCAACCUCAAAUGGAACUGCCCGCCAGCCGGCCUCAGCCCCAUGCAUUUCCCCUGCCACAUGACCAUCGAGCCCAACACUUUCCUGGCUGUACCCACCCUGGAGGAGCUGAACCUGAGCUACAACGGCAUCACGACUGUGCCUGCCCUGCCCAGCUCCCUCGUGUCCCUGAUCCUGAGCCGCACCAACAUCCUGCAGCUAGACCCCACCAGCCUCACGGGCCUGCAUGCCCUACGCUUCCUAUACAUGGAUGGCAACUGCUACUACAAGAACCCCUGCGGGCGGGCCCUGGAGGUGGCCCCAGGCGCCCUCCUUGGCCUGGGCAACCUCACCCACCUGUCACUCAAGUACAACAACCUCACAACGGUGCCCCGCAGCCUGCCCCCUAGCCUGGAGUACCUGCUGUUGUCCUACAACCACAUUGUCACCCUGGCACCUGAGGACCUGGCCAAUCUGACUGCCCUGCGUGUGCUUGAUGUGGGUGGAAACUGCCGCCGCUGUGACCAUGCACGCAACCCCUGCGUGGAGUGCCCACAUAAAUUCCCCCAGCUGCACUCCGACACCUUCAGCCACCUAAGCCGCCUCGAAGGCCUCGUGUUGAAGGAUAGUUCUCUCUACCAGCUGAACCCCAGAUGGUUCCGUGGCCUGGGCAACCUCACAGUGCUCGACCUGAGUGAGAACUUCCUCUACGACUGCAUCACCAAAACCAAGGCAUUCCAGGGCCUGGCCCAGCUGCGAAGACUCAACUUGUCCUUCAAUUACCAUAAGAAGGUGUCCUUCGCCCACCUGACGCUGGCACCCUCCUUCGGGAGCCUGCUCUCCCUGCAGGAACUGGACAUGCAUGGCAUCUUCUUCCGCUCACUCAGCCAGAAGACGCUCCAGCCACUGGCCCGCCUGCCCAUGCUCCAGCGUCUGUAUCUGCAGAUGAACUUCAUCAACCAGGCCCAGCUCGGCGUCUUCAAGGACUUCCCCGGUCUGCGCUACGUAGACCUGUCAGACAACCGCAUCAGUGGAGCUGUGGAGCCGGUGGCCACCACAGGGGAGGUGGAUGGUGGGAAGAAGGUCUGGCUGACAUCCAGGGACCUCACUCCAGGCCCACUGGACACCCCCAGCUCUGAGGACUUCAUGCCAAGCUGCAAGAACCUCAGCUUCACCUUGGACCUGUCACGGAACAACCUGGUAACAGUCCAGCCAGAGAUGUUUGCCCAGCUCUCGCGCCUCCAGUGCCUGCGCCUGAGCCACAACAGCAUCUCGCAGGCGGUCAAUGGCUCACAGUUCGUGCCACUGACCAGCCUGCAGGUGCUGGACUUGUCCCAUAACAAACUGGACCUGUACCAUGGGCGCUCGUUUACGGAGCUGCCGCGACUGGAGGCCCUGGACCUCAGCUACAACAGCCAGCCCUUCAGCAUGCGGGGUGUGGGCCACAACCUCAGCUUUGUGGCCCAGCUGCCCACCCUGCGCUACCUCAGCCUGGCACACAACGGCAUCCACAGCCGUGUGUCCCAGCAGCUCUGCAGCACCUCGCUGUGGGCCCUGGACUUCAGCGGCAAUUCCCUGAGCCAGAUGUGGGCUGAGGGAGACCUCUAUCUCCGCUUCUUCCAAGGCCUGAGAAGCCUGAUCCGGCUAGACCUGUCCCAGAAUCGUCUGCAUACCCUCCUGCCAUGCACCCUGGGUAACCUCCCCAAGAGCUUGCAGCUGCUGCGUCUCCGUAACAAUUACCUGGCCUUCUUCAAUUGGAGCAGCCUGACCCUCCUGCCCAACCUGGAAACCCUGGACCUGGCAGGAAACCAGCUGAAGGCUCUGAGCAAUGGCAGCCUGCCUUCUGGCACCCAGCUCCAGAGGCUGGACGUCAGCAGGAACAGCAUCAUCUUCGUGGUCCCUGGCUUCUUUGCUCUGGCCACGAGGCUGCGAGAGCUCAACCUCAGUGCCAACGCCCUCAGGACAGUGGAGCCCUCCUGGUUUGGUUUCCUAGCAGGCUCCCUUGAAGUCCUAGAUGUGAGCGCCAACCCUCUGCACUGCGCCUGUGGGGCAGCCUUUGUGGACUUCCUGCUGCAGGUGCAGGCUGCCGUGCCUGGUCUGCCCAGCCGCGUCAAGUGUGGCAGUCCGGGCCAGCUCCAGGGCCGCAGCAUCUUCGCACAAGACCUGCGCCUCUGCCUGGACGAGUCCCUCUCCUGGGACUGUUUUGGUCUCUCAUUGCUGGUUGUGGCCCUGGGCCUGGCCAUGCCUAUGUUGCACCACCUCUGCGGCUGGGACCUCUGGUACUGCUUCCACCUGGGCCUGGCCUGGCUGCCCCGGCGGGGGUGGCGGCGGGGCGCGGAUGCCCUGAGCUAUGAUGCCUUUGUGGUCUUCGACAAGGCACAGAGCGCAGUGGCCGACUGGGUGUACAAUGAACUGCGGGUGCGGCUAGAGGAGCGCCGUGGGCGCCGGGCGCUCCGCCUGUGUCUGGAGGAGCGUGACUGGCUACCUGGCAAGACGCUGUUCGAAAACCUGUGGGCCUCAGUCUACAGCAGCCGCAAGAUGCUGUUUGUGCUGGCCCACACGGACCAGGUCAGUGGCCUCUUGCGUGCCAGCUUCCUGCUGGCCCAGCAGCGUCUGCUGGAGGACCGCAAGGACGUUGUGGUGCUGGUAAUCCUGCGUCCUGACGCCCGCCGCUCCCGUUACGUGCGGCUGCGCCAGCGCCUCUGCCGCCAGAGUGUCCUCUUCUGGCCCCAACAGCCUAGUGGUCAGCGCAGCUUCUGGGCCCAGCUAGGCAUGGCCCUGACCAGGGACAACCGCCACUUCUAUAACCAGAACUUCUGCCGGGGCCCGACGAUGGCUGAGUAGCACAGAGUGACAGCCUGGCAUGUACAACCCCCAGCCCUGACCUUGCCUCUCUGCCUAUGAUGCCCAGUCUGCCUCACUCUGUGACGCCCCUGCUCUGCCUCUGCCACCCU
Messenger RNA from Equus quagga, 3385 nucleotides. It is a transcript of the gene TLR9, whose product is annotated as toll like receptor 9. The transcript has 3 exons. Gene Ontology annotation, biological process: positive regulation of interleukin-6 production; canonical NF-kappaB signal transduction; toll-like receptor signaling pathway. Gene Ontology annotation, molecular function: pattern recognition receptor activity; protein binding. NCBI's taxonomy places the organism in Eukaryota, Metazoa, Chordata, Mammalia, Perissodactyla, Equidae. Gene Ontology annotation, cellular component: plasma membrane. The coding region runs from base 51 to 3275 and encodes 1074 amino acids. The record is from RefSeq and is a predicted model, not a curated record.